Molecule: messenger RNA, 4680 nt
Organism: Grus americana (Whooping crane)
Lineage: Eukaryota; Metazoa; Chordata; Aves; Gruiformes; Gruidae
Gene: GATAD1
Product: GATA zinc finger domain containing 1
Exons: 7
Coding region: 133-888 (251 amino acids)
Biological process (GO): regulation of DNA-templated transcription; chromatin organization
Cellular component (GO): nucleus
Molecular function (GO): sequence-specific DNA binding; zinc ion binding
Source: RefSeq, a predicted model, not a curated record
UCCCGGCGCGCCUCGCCUCGCCGCAGCGACAUCCGCCGCCGGCGGGAAGGGGCCGGCGCCUGGGCCGGUGUUGGCGCCGCGCUCCCCGCCGUCUCUCUGCCAGGGGCCGCGGGCCCCGCCGCCGGCUGCAGGAUGCCGUUGGGGUUGAAGCCCACCUGCAGCGUGUGCCGCAGCACCUCCUCCUCCAUGUGGAAGAAGGGCGGCCAGGGCGAGAUCCUGUGUAACAACUGCACGGCCCGCUCCGCGCCGCCCGGGCCCGCCGCUUUCGCCACCACCUCGGCCGCCGCCCAGCACAGCAACGGCGGAGGCGGCGGCGGCGGGAAGCAGAGUAAGCAGGAGAUCCACCGGCGGUCUGCGCGGCUGAGGAACACCAAGUACAAGUCGGCGCCCGCCGCGGAGAAGAAGGUUUCCACGAAGGGCAAAGGGAGGAGGCACAUCUUUAAGUUAAAAAACCCCAUCAAGGCUCCUGAGUCUGUAUCCACUAUAAUUACAGCAGAAUCAAUCUUUUAUAAGGGUGUGUACUAUCAAAUUGGAGAUGUUGUUUCAGUGGUCGAUGAGCAGGAUGGAAAAACAUACUACGCUCAGAUCCGUGGGUUUAUUCAGGACCAAUACUGUGAAAAGAGUGCUGCACUAACCUGGCUCAUUCCUACGCAAGCCAGCCCCAAAGACUGUUUUGACCCGGCAUCCUAUAUCAUAGGACCAGAAGAGGAUCUCCCAAGGAAAAUGGAAUAUUUAGAAUUUGUUUGUCAUGCACCUUCAGAAUAUUUCAAAUCUCGAUCAUCUCCCUUCCCUACUGUUCCUACGAGACCAGAGAAGGGCUAUAUAUGGACUCAUGUGGGACCUACUCCUGCAAUCUCUAUUAAAGAAACUGUUACCAAUAAUUUAUAGUUUUUUAAAGGAAUACUUCAAACGAGUUAUUUUGGGUGUAUUCUCAGGUCUGUGAACCCUAUACAAAAAACUUAAAAAAAUUAUAAAAUGUUCAUUUUACUUUAUGGAUUAUGGUACUUAUUUAUUUUAAAUUAUAUCAAAUCUUUUAAAGUGGAAGUUUUCUUUCCAUUUGAUGCGUUGUUUCUGUGCUCUGUUCUUCAGACAUUAUUGCUCAUUUUGGGACAAAACCACAAGUUUCAUGUCAUCGUCGACUUUGUAAACUUCUUACAAACCAGUCAGCUCCAAACACUAGGAGAUGUGCUUGUAUGGCCUGAAUUCCCUGGGGUUAGUGUUUCCUGCUGCCUAUGAAGGGUAAGAGCUGUAAGUGGCCUUAAAUUUACAUUUACAGAUCUUGUCAGCAUUUUUUUUUUAUUGACAUAUGUGACCAUAGCACCCAGAAGCCCCAAAUCAGCUUUAGUAUGUUGUAUUAAAGUCUAUAAAGGUUGCACUAGGCUUAUGUUUUAAAUUCAUGAAAAGCUUUGGUUUAAGAUUAAAUACAUUUUGAAAGUCUCAGGUAUUGACAACUUCUAAUACAGCAGGACCUGUGACAGCAGGAACCUGGCAUCUUUGUUUCAGUCUGCAGCCUCAGUUCUGCCCUCUUCAAAUACAAGGAAGACUAGUCAACCUUAAGGGAGUAGUGGCUGAAUUUAAGGGAUACUGUCAAUAGUUCAAAAUGCUCAGAAAUUAGCAGUAUACUGCUAAUUGAGAGUUAAGUAACUUCAGUUGCUACAUACAUGAGCUGUGUGCCCAUGUUCAGUGUGUUGCAAUAGUUAAUCCCAAGGUGACCUCAGUCCUGACAUCCCUCUCCUUUCUCUCACUUCCUCUAGAUUUCUUUUUUUGCUGAUUUAUCUUUAUUAAGUUAACAACCAUAAGAAAGUAAAAAUAAUGACUCUUAAAAGAUAUUUACAGUAACCAGAGUGACUCCCUCCACUCAAAUGUUUUCCCUCCUUUUUCUGCCAUACACAAGAUUUUCACUUGGGAUCACUGUAAAGUCCCUGUGCUUCCUCUGCAUAAUCUGUGAGGCUUUGCUCUUUUGUGGGCUGACUUUCAAGAUCAGCUGCUUUCCUUGUCAAAUCCUUGUAGGAAGAGGGAAGAAAACAAUCCUUGCAUUUAGUUUUGCUUUUUUGAGUUUCUACAAUUUAUGCCAAAUGAAAAGUACUUGCUUGCCAUUUGCCUUAUUUGUCAAUAAAUUGUAAUAUAAAAGGGGCAGUUUAGAGAAGUAUCAAUGUGUGGUUUAUGAUUUGAAGUUUGUUUCACAGAAUGACCUGCUGAUACACAGGGCUCAGCACGCUCCCAUGUCAAACAGCAGGUCAUACUGAGAGAGGGUACUGCAGGCUUGCAUUAAACACGUAAUUUUGAAAGCUUAAGCAAAAGAAAAGAGUUUGGAGCAAGAUAAUGUCUUGCUCUUAUGAAAAAUAGUAUGCUGUAUAAAUGUUCUACUUACAGUAGCAAAGAACAGAGCUCCAGGUAGAGGAUAUGUAACCUGGAACUUCUGUAGGAAACAGCAAAGACCUGUGAGCAUUGCCACCGUGAAGUGAAAGCCAGAAUCAAAUAGAAAUGUCAUCCCUCACUGCAUUUGAACCACCAGCAGCACUAAAUUUAAGAAAGAUGUAUUCUGAUUAGAUUAAAAAAAACCCAAGAACCGCAAAAAGAACUGCACAAUAAAAACAAAACUAUCGAAUGAUGUAGUAGGUAAUCUAAAACAAAUGUAAAUCCACUUCAGUUCUGUUGCUUACCUAACUGUGAUAGACAAUUAUUUGCUCUGGGAAGAUGCACGACACAUCAGUUUUUCUUAUGAGACAACCCGCAGGAACUUCAAAUACCUUUUUAGCUGUCUGGGCUUGCCAUUCAUUAGGGAAUGAAAUAGGAAAAAAUCACACACAAAAAAAAAUCUACUUGUCAGCUGAUUAAACACAAAACUUGUCUUCUAAAAAUUUUUGCCAAGUCCCUAAUACAGAAAAGGAGCUCUGCAUUUAAACAUUUGUAUUUUAUUUGCAGCAGUGUGAUACAAAGCUACUGAUACUGCCCCUGACAGAUAGCGGGAUUACAGGAACUGUACAGUACAGGCUAACUCAUGUCAGUAUAUCUAAGAAGUGCUCAGCCAGUAAACCAUUUGCAUAUGAAUUUAUAAGGAUACAGACAAUUGCCCUGAUAACCAGCAGAAUGCUUGAGGUGUUUGACAUGUUAUGCUUGUCAGGGUUUCCUGAGGACACCAAGCACAGUGAGACUGUCUUUAGCUGCAGUUGGCCAAUACAUUUGGAACCCCCCCAAAAUUCCAUGUUGUUAGGGAUGGUGAUUAAUAAACUAACAUCAGCGACGUGCACAAAGAUAAAUCCUGAAAUUACUGCAGCUGACUUAAGCUUUUGCUCCUUUUCCUGGUCUGUUAAUAAGCGGAAGAAUUCCAUAAAAAAUACUUAGUUGAUUCCUAAUUCUGUUUUUGUUAACUUCUUAAACUGACUUCCAGUUUGAUACUGCUGCUGCAUUCCUACUGAUACUCAUGAAUGUUUCCAAGAGAGGCUCCAAGAAAGGAACAGAUAAAUGGUAUUUGAACAAUUGCGCUGUGCUGUUUUCUCCUGUCCAGAACAUCAACCAGUAACAUGGGAAGAAUGAAUGACUCUCCAGAGCUGCUUAUGGACAUAGCUGAAAGAACGGGACCUCCGAGAGCAAUGUCUCUCUCUGAAAAUUUCUCAUAUUAGGAAAAUGAGGGGCAAAAGGAAGACCCGCAAAAUAGACUCAACAGCACAAGGAACAUUGCAGGAUCCCAUGGGGACAAGUUUUGAUGUUCUGCAGCUGAAGGAGCUGAGCUCACCCAUUAUUCUCUCUUCUCUUGUUCGGUAUCCCCCAUGCCAAAACUUAGGUAGGUUUAAUUCUUGCAUCAUUGGACUGUGAGUGGUACGCUACUACUGAAUUUGUGGCCUUGUGUUAAGCUUUAGAGCUUUGCGACCAGCCAGCAAACUGGCUUUUCGUUAAGCAAUUUUAGUUCUAAAGAUGGAACGUGUAGCUAAGAGCUAAAAUACACAGAGCAUAUAUGCUAUACUGAGUAAUGCAUAGAACAUGCAGAGUGUGCCCUGAUGACUACAUUGCAGUUCCAUCUGCCUCCAGGAAGAAAAUAUCCUUUUUGUAGUCAUAGGAAAACUGUAUUAUCCAAGAACAUUUGCCUUGCAGAACGGGAAAAACUUUCUGUGACAGAAAUAAUGCAGACAUAGGUUUUUUUAAAACUGCUUUUUGCUGAGGAGAAUUUUCGCUCCUGUAUCUAUAUAGGAGAAAUAAAAGAGCUUGCAAUGGAAAAGUGAAAAAUCACGGACUUAAGCAAUGUACUUACCUCUGUUAAGGUGUAAGAGGCACUCAUUGAAGUAAUUUGGUUGGUGAUUGUACACAGGAUAAUAGUAGCAAUACUGAUCCCAGUAUAAAAAAAAAAGGAAAAAAGGAAAAAAAACAUUUUUGGUGACUGAUAGCUCAACUAAAUAUAGGAAAUAACAAGUAACAGCUUUAACUGCUGAAAGCAAAGCAUUCAGAUUUCAUAUGUGUAAAGAUCAUCCACUAAAUAUUCAAUUAUUUAUUCAAUAUAUUUUUAUAUUAUUGAAAUGGAGUCUUAGUUACACAAAGCCAUACUCCUUGAAAUGGAAAAAUGACUCAUUUAAGAUAUAUGUUUGUAAGUCAUGUAAGUAAUUUUUUCUCAGGCAGUUGUCAUAUGUUUGUAGGCACAUCAAAAACAUACUUUGGGUGUAUAUUAGAUGUUUUUUUUAUCUCUAA